AUGAACUUUCAACCAUCCAAAAUGAACUUUCAACCAUCCAAAAACUUUAUUCAAAAACUAAAACACAAAUCCCAAGUCUUCCUACAACACUUUUUGUCACCACCUCCGUCUCAGGCCUGCCAAGAACCUACCCUCCUCCGCUCCAUACGAUUUGUGACGGUUUUAACUGGACGGGUCAGCGACACCACGCUUCCAAAUGGAAUUUAUACGGCGGCAUUCUCAAUCUCGGAUUGCUUGCGAUUUUUCGGGCAGUCGGGCACUAGCGGUUUUAACCGGGCCGGUCAAACGAACCCAUAUUACAGGCGGAAGUCGCCUGCAAAUUUAUUACGGAUAGGGCUUGACGCAGUAAAAUUCACUAUGGACAUUGGGAAGUACCGGAAGCAAUAUGGGCCAACGUUGGUUUUCAUGGAAGAAAAGUGGUCAGGGGAACUUGCAGUGUGUCAGAUGAAUAGAAUUGAUUUAGAUGAUUCUGCAUAA
Molecule: messenger RNA, 477 nt
Organism: Paraglomus brasilianum
Lineage: Eukaryota; Fungi; Glomeromycota; Glomeromycetes; Paraglomerales; Paraglomeraceae
Source: the annotation of a GenBank genome assembly